Molecule: messenger RNA, 5227 nt
Organism: Branchiostoma belcheri (Belcher's lancelet)
Lineage: Eukaryota; Metazoa; Chordata; Leptocardii; Amphioxiformes; Branchiostomatidae
Exons: 17
Coding region: 490-3090 (866 amino acids)
Biological process (GO): netrin-activated signaling pathway
Cellular component (GO): membrane
Molecular function (GO): netrin receptor activity; protein binding
Source: RefSeq, a predicted model, not a curated record
UUUUCAGUAUUUUUGAACCAUAUAGAACAACUCCUCCCUAUGUAUAAGUCGUCUCGUCCAAGACGUGUGCAUGUGCUAACCCGGAAAUAAGCGGACAUAGAGUAUAUUUUCAUCGAGGAGUGCUCGAUUGAAAGCAAGCUUUUGUUUCUGGGGCUUUGUUUAUUGUCUCCCAUUGCUGCGGUAUGUCCCGACUAUUCACCUUGAAUGUUUUUACGCUGGCGGUACUAAAAUAGGCGAGACGGGACGUUUUAGGGAAAGCCCCUUGGCAUAUUAUGUUAGCUUGUACAAGCUAACCUAGUAAGGUUCAUUAAGAAAAGGGACCUCCUUGGUUCAUUUGUGCGUUACCAUUUGUGCUAUACCACGGAACCUGAACCCCAGAUAUGCGGUAGCAACUGCUGAACAUCAUGGUGCGUUGUACGGUUUGCUGUGGAUACGAAGCUCUUGUCUGACGAGGCCUGAUGCAUAUGAUACAGAGGAGUUUGUAUCUUCAUGGCGGCAGACGAAGAUGAAGGGAUGUCCCUCGCCAAGAACAUGGAGCUGGUACCAUUGAGACCCAAGAGGCCGGUGGGGGAAGAUGAGGUGUUGCCUAACCCCAUGCAGGUGGUCAUCUACGGGAAACAGGACAAGCUGAAGAGGAUCAUGAAAAAGGCAUAUAUUCAUGUGCGGAAAUAUGCUGGGGUCUGUAUCAAGCUGUUCUUCCACGAGUCGAGAGGAAUCCUCCAACGGUUGCCGCUAAUCAGCCAAGACAAGGUCCAGGAGAUCAGGAGGCACGCCCGCUGUGGGCCCGACUCGGACUGCUGCGGCUGUCUCGACAACCAGGCCGACUAUGACUGCACCGUCAGGCUGGACAACCUGAACAGCAUCAUGGCCUGCAAGGACACCGUCGUGCUGUCCUUCCAGGAAUGGGGACAGCUAAAGGAAAUUUUCUUCACUGCUUCAAGGCGGUGUAACAAGAAGCUGGAGCAGUUGCUGAAAAGUUGGUUGUCGGAAAAGCCUUGGGACAGUCAUCAGUUUGAAGUGGACAUUCCUCCCAAUCAGAACCUGACCCACGGAAAAGCCGUGCUGUGUGUCUACCCGAGGUGGCUCGCGCUGUCGAAGGUGUACACAGAAAAGGAGGUGAAGGAAAAAAUAGCCUGUCAGAACCUGCCGGUGGAGGGAGAAGAAAAAGAUGAAGAAGAAGAGGAGGACAUCGGAGCACAGUUGCCUUUCAGAGUACCGCUGGUGGACCUGCGAACCUUCGGUCCCAACCACGGUACCGGGUUCUACCUGAAGGAUGUGAACGACAGACAGUACUUCCUGCGCUGUGAGAAGGGAGAGGACAUCAACACCCAAAUAGACGAAUACAGGGACGACCUGAUCAGGCACCUGGCUGCUAAAUACCAACACGCUUCCAACAUCGAUAAAGCAACAAUAUCAGAGGUUUUACAGCGUGAUGGUUUCUUACUAAAUGUUGGGGUGUUUGCGGAGAAGCCACAACCCGGGAAAGACUGGAGUGUGUACGUGUUUAUGACACACCAAAAGACUGAUCUGGAGACAUUGGUGGAGACGAGGAACCUGCAGUUGGUCUGCCCUCCCCGCCCGGUCGCCGUCAGUGCUGGGAUGCACUGGAAGCUAGAAGAGACCAAGGGAUACAGGGUGGAGAACCCCAAAAUGGAUGAGCAACUCCAGUUGUGCUAUGAAGCUCUGAUGGAGGAGACCCACAGCCCUGCGGACGCCCCCAACAUGUCCAGCUACCAGUUCACGGUGUCUCCCGUCCGAGGCAGCCACACCAGCUCCACCUUCCACGGCAAUCUCUGCUUCCAGGCAGGAGGGAAACCUGUCUUCACCUUCACUGCAGACUUCAGCAUUAGGAAUGAAACCUUUGGUCAGGAAGGCUACCCCCUGACAGUGAGGAAGUCUCCUCCCAACCCCUCGUGGCUGAAGCGUCGUGAGCGGCUGGUCGAGAUGCUGUCCUGCAGGAUGCCCUUCAACAACAACUGGGAGAUGCUGGUGGAGAAAAUAGGGCUGGACUACACAGCAUUACUGGCCAUCCGGCAGAAGAGCCAGGACCUGUCUGUGCCGGCCAUGGAGGUGCUGCUGUGGGAGUGGGAGGAGACUCGUGCAGAGUUCUUCAACUGCCAGUCCAUGUGCAAGUUCCUGGACGAGAUCGGGCGCCGAGACGUCAUCCUGUACUGCCAGCUCACUCCACAGAGAAUUCAUUUUAAGCCAAGUGUGGAGUACUCCCAGUACUGGAGGAAUGUAGCAGAACCAGAGGAGGUUGCCUUCAGACUGAAUAUGGCUGUGUUUGCCGACAACCCUUCAGUUGGAGGUCUGUGGACCGUCAUGGUGGCAAUAUCGGGAAAUAAGGACCUCAAAAUGCUGAACAAGGUGGUGAAAGGCUACGUGGUGUGUCCAGCCAGGAGUAUUGCCAUCGGCCAGGGGGAAAACAUGAACCUGACAGUCAACAUCAAGUCAAAGGGGUGGAGCCUGAAGGACACACCUCAAACUGUGGUGCUCCCAUACGAACGGCUUCAAAUUCUGGCAGACAACGGCGACUUUGUGUGUCACAAGGAGGUGACCAUCCUACACGAAGAGUCCAACAAGUACCAGUUUCAAGCCCAAAUCGUCGCUUCCCUGGGGAAGAGAGAUGUCACGUUCAGUGUACAUGGAGAUUUCAAGCUUUAUGAGGACAACAGCACCAGUGGAGAGCCCAUCUACGAACUGCACAGUCCCAAGGCCAAGAGCAAGUGGCUGCCGGUGUCCAAGAGACUGAAACUGUGCCAGAUGCUGGACUGGAACCUGCCGCUGGGCAACAACUGGAAGAUGAUGGUGGAGAAAAUUGGGCUGGACUUUCAGGCCCUGAAGCAGAUAGAAGAGGUGAGCUACAAGGAGGGGAGAUCUCCUACGGAGCUGCUCCUGCAGGACUGGGAGGCUCGGCAGCCCACACACUUCACACAGGACAAUCUGUACAAGAUCCUGGACCAGCUUGAGCGUAAGGACGUCAUCACGGACUGUGGGUUCAGGCUGUCCACGUCCCUGGACAAUCCUCUCACCAACUCCUCUCAUCAAGCCUUUGACGCAUCUCUGCACAACAUCAACCUUUCAUUCUGAUUCCUGAAAAUCAGAGGACAUAACAGAGUUGGAGGGGCUGCUCACCAUAUUAUAUAGUAUAUGAAUGUGUUUGAGUAAGAACAGAGUUAGGCUAGACCAUGUGAAGGUGAACUUCAUGCAUUUGCUUUGCAAAUGCUACCUUUCUACUAGUUUGUUCUGUCCGACAAGGAGGACAACAGCACCAACAGAGAGCUAAUCUAUGAGCUUGACAACCUGUACAAGAUCCUGGACCAGCUGGAACGUAAGGACGUCAUCACGGACUGUGGGUUCAGACUGUCCACGUCCCUGGACAACCCUCUCACCAACUCCUCUCAUCAAGCCUUCAACGCAUCUCUGCACAAAAUCAACCUUUCAUUCUGAUUCCUGCUUAAUCAUUACUUCUGGGUAUGGUAACAUCAUCAAACCUGGUAAGGAUACCACUUAAGUCUCACGAGCAUGCAAAUGAGACACUUGCACAGACACAUGAAAUGCAGAUUAGGCACACCAAUGCCACCCUUACGCCAAAUCUUAUUUUGAAAGUUCAUUGUGUUGGUAGACGUCAUCACAACGCAAGUUUAAUCUAUAUUUUCCAAUCCAACAGAAGAAAUUGGACUUGGUAUGUACAAAAUGUAUGUGUUGUCAAAAUUUUGAAUUUGUCAAACUAUAAUAUCUUUGUCUUCGCUCAGGGUCAACAGUUCAAGAUGAAUUGUUUCUAGGUCAUUGGGGGGAAACGUGCCACGCAUCUGGUGCUUGGCCCUUGGGAAAUGCACUUUACACCUCACUUGACUCACUUGUUGCAAAUACGUAAUGUUACACAGCUUCAGUUAGGAACGUCCUCUAAUGUGGUAUGUAAAGCUGGGGAUCCUGUGUUUGAGGAGAGCCACACCUCAAGCACAUUAAAAACCCACCACACAUAUAAAAAAGACUAAUAUGUUUUUAGUGUGAGCGUAUGAGGAUUGUUGACAUCUUGGAAAGAUGAUAGUCACCUGGAAAUCUAUGCUGGUUAUAUGUAAGAAAGAUGUUGUAUAUAAUAUUAUAUGUAAGUAUGUUUAUAGUCUGUUUCUAUCAAUCAAUCAAUCAAUCAAUCUAUCUAUCUAUAUUUCAAAAUUGUUUAUCAAUCAAACAAAAUUGCAGCCAGAGGCUGAAUUAUAUCUUGUUGCACAAAGGACCAAUGCAUUGAAAUAGUCAAAUUUUAAUUCUUAAAAUUCUAAAUUACACAUGAAGAAUCAAGUAACAAUAUUGAUAUUGUAGUAGUUAAAAAAAUAUAUGUUACUUUGUAUGUCAUGUAUGUAUGUUUUAUGUGUAUGUAUGUAUGUAUGUAUGUUUGUUUUAUGUAUAUGUUGAAUUCUUUGCUGUAACGGUUAUAUAGACUGAGGUGUUUCUUUUCUCCUUUGUCCAAGAAAGUCUAUGGUAAAGUAUUCUGUUGUGAAAGAGUUUUUAGAUUGAAUCAGCUUCUGAUAAGUGGAUCAAUGCAUCAUUUCAUCCAGAUUUUUAAAAUCCUUUUUCCCUCUAAGGGAAAAUAUACUUCAUUGCCAGCAUCUGUAUGAUAGAUAUUCAAUACAGGAUACAGGAAUGAUAACUAUUGCUGCUAAUUGGUUUAAUUAAUUAGAUAAUUUCCUUCUAGUGUGUUUGGAAACUUUGGCUGUACAGUGGAAUUGCCAAGCAAACUGCAGUACUUUCCUUUAAAGAUAGAUGGCGUUGUUGCAUAGACUAGUUACAGGCUUUUACAAUUUCAUCUAUUCUAUUAUGUAAUCUAUCUUUAACUAAAAAUGUGCCACUGAGAGGGGAAAAGUCCUAGAGAUGUUGGUAUUCUAGAAAAGUGCCAGGCGUUAGCCUUUAUGUUUUAAUAUGCUGUAUUAAUACUGUUGAUAUUGGAAAUAUGUAACCAAGAGUAGGAAAGAUAUGUACCAAGAGACCAAGUCUCGUCAUAUACAAAAUGUGUAUGUGUGCGUGUGUGCAUGUGUGCGUGACUGUGUUAAACUGAAAUUGAAGUUGCAUGAUUGUAUUAUACAUUUAAAAAGAGAAAUAAACAAGAAAAUGCAAUUAAGAUAUAAAUUACUUACGUCCUCCAAACAUCUGGCGACCGUGGCGGAUACCUGGCAUGUAUUAUCCAAACGAUGGCUUCCAAUAGUCAGGAACUAUAUUUUGUAAUAAAAGU